Messenger RNA from Formica exsecta, 1677 nucleotides. RefSeq lists its product as uncharacterized. The coding region runs from base 658 to 1419 and encodes 253 amino acids. Lineage: Eukaryota; Metazoa; Arthropoda; Insecta; Hymenoptera; Formicidae. The transcript is spliced from 2 exons. The record is from RefSeq and is a predicted model, not a curated record.
CCAUUUUAAAACGUCGGUAGUCGGUAGCUCAAAAAUGUUGAAACACCAUUCUCGUAGAGGCGUUAGAAAAGAUCUUUCUAACGUCCAUCGAUCUUUCUUUCGCAUAAUCGUAAUUUUUUCGUAUUUUAUUUUGACGGAUUGAUAAUCGUAUCUCGCCCAUAACAUCGGUUUGUCAGCGCGUCAAACGAUCGCGGCGGUAACCGCCAUCUUGUAGCUGUCAAAAGUGAUUUUCGCUGAUGAUGCUCGACAGCUCGAGAAGACGCGUUUUCGUUUCGCGGAUCGACGCGUAUAUUUCUGAAUGUCGUCAUUCCGCGCGACGUCAAGCCCGGUCAGGCACGACUAUCAGUUUUUAAGUUAAUCACGACGAGAGUCGCGCGUCGCUCGCUACCGAAUCCGUCUCAUGACGUUUUUUUUUUCCCUUGAAAAAUAAUCGUCAAUAACAGUCCGGGUUGGACGAGCCAUUAAGACUGUGGGAGUUUAGCGGCUGAAAUGCCUUUGCUGGCCCCGACGACAGACGUACGUUCUUGCUGAGAAGAUACUUUCGCUGAAGAGAGGAAAGAAAUCGCGCUGGCGGAGACUCGCGGGAACGGAGAUACCGCGACGACCGAUGGCGUCGCGGAAUCGAAUGUCGUCGGGGAGUUAUGCGGCACAAAUAAUAUGGACGAGGACGAAAUUCUUCUCCUACCGUCCCUCUCUUCUAACAACACAAUGAAUAAGGAACGCCCGCGGAAGAAACUCUGGCGUAACGCGGUACAGGUAGUGGCGAGCGACGACGAAGAUUCGGACGGCCAUGAAUGUACUUUCUUUCCGACUAAGCGACAUUGCAGCACGCAAUUGUCCGAGGUCGAUGAGACACGUUCGAACACGGAGCAACAUACGAAUGCAAACACGGAAACAACAACUAACAAUGUAGGGAAUAUUGAGUAUGAUGAAAUUAUAUACCAAAUACAGAUUGAGAAGAAGCUUAAAUUAUGGCAAGCUUUUCAAGAGGAAGAAGGAUCCAUGGACAAUAGUAUUAAUGAGGUGUUGGCUUACUAUAGGAUGAUGCAUCCACUUGAUCCUUUGGAGGAAGAUUCCAUUGGUUCAAGAUAUCAUUUAUCGUAUAGAAGAAAUGACAUGGAAGACACAGCAGUGACAAUGGCGAUUCGCAAUCAUGGCUUAGUCCAAUCGACCGAGCUCGCUCUUCAGCCACAUUAUUGUAAAUGCAUAGGUGUAGAUUGUUCCUUUUCGUCCAAAUGUAUGUAUGAACUCGACGACUUUUAUGGAACUGUCUACAGCAAUAUAGAAACGGGAAGAUGCAAUGUGCUGGAUGCAGAUAAAAUAUAUGAAUGUGAUCAGCCAGAAGAUUUCUUGGAACGUGCCGUAGGGGAAGCGAUUAAGAAGAAGGGUCUGAGUGCUUUAAGUGUGGAUUACGGUUGAAUAUAUUGGUUAAUAUAUUCCUUCCCCCCAUUCCUUUGAUGUAUUUAUAUAAUAAUGUAGUAUAUCUAAUUGUUGUGCUCCGUAAAUUUAUCGCGAUUUUAUUUUAUAGUUGAUUUUUAUUGUACGAGUUGUAAAUGUGUUUUACAACAAUAAUCUCAAAACAUUUUAUACUCAUAUGUAUACAUUCCGAUGUAACCGCUUGCUUAUAUUGAACAUGAUUUGGGAUCUAUUUUAUUCAAGAAUAACGUUGAACUGCUA